Molecule: messenger RNA, 1617 nt
Organism: Talaromyces proteolyticus
Lineage: Eukaryota; Fungi; Ascomycota; Eurotiomycetes; Eurotiales; Trichocomaceae
Product: cytochrome P450
Exons: 3
Coding region: 1-1617 (538 amino acids)
Molecular function (GO): oxidoreductase activity, acting on paired donors, with incorporation or reduction of molecular oxygen; iron ion binding; heme binding
Source: RefSeq, a predicted model, not a curated record
AUGGCAACCAAAUUGGCCUUUCUUGAUGCUCUGCGAGCGCAAACUCAGGCGUUGUCCUCAGCGCAGCUGAUAUUCGCAACCCUUGCCCUUGUAACGACGACCUAUUUAGUUGGAUAUGUCGUGUAUCAACGAUACUUUCACCCCUUGGCAAAAUUCCCAGGGCCCUUCUGCGCCAGUAUUACCAACUUCUGGAAAGUCUAUGAACUGUCAACGCUAGCUCUACCCACGCGCAUGUGUGCCGUGCACGAGAAGUAUGGCCCAGUCGUUCGCAUUGGGCCAGAUGAUCUCUCUUUCAAUAUCCCGCAGGCCAUUGCGCCGAUCUACAAAGUCGGCCGGAAGAUGCCCAAGGGGAUCUUCUACAAGGGCUAUGUCUCUACAGUCCCAGAUAUUUUUUCUACCCGGGAUGAAAAUGUGAGCUGCGAAACCCCAACCCCUGGGUGGUAUGUCCAUAGAACCUUAUUAACUAACGAGUUCAAUUGCCAGCUUCAUGCCCUACGCCUGAAGCAGAUCGGUCCCGGUCUCUCGGUCAGUGCCCUUAAGCACAUGGAGCCCGUGUUUGACAACCACAUCGACAAGCUCCUGCAGAAAUUGGAUGGGUACGUUGAGUCUGGUGCUGUCCUAGAUCUCAAGUCAGCUCUUGGCCUGUACGGGUAUGACGUGACUGCCCAGCUGGCGUUCGACACCGACUUCAAGGCUCAGACCACAGGCGAAUUGCCCCCUUUGAACAACCACUUUCUUCUGGGUAAUAUUUAUGGUCUUCUUGCAAACUUGCUUCCUCAUAUCGCCACCUGGUCGGCAUACCUACCACAAGUGAAAGCUCUCAUACAAAGCCGCAAUGACCUGAAAAAAAUCGCUGCCGAUUCCAUUCGCCAGAGUUUGGAGACUCACAACAAUGAAACCGAGCCUGGUACCCUUCUCGCAGCAUUGAUAAAUGCAAAGGAUCCGGAUUCUGGUAAAGGGCUGACCGAAAAUGAAAUCAACUCCGAGGCCUUUGUUUUCCUUGUCGCGGGUUCCCACACCACAUCCAGUGCUAUGGUUGCUCUGCUAUUCUAUAUUCACCAAAAUCCGAAAGUACUUGCAAGGGUCCGCGCCGAGUUAGAUUCCGCUAUUCCCGGACAGCAACGGACGCCAUAUGAAUUCACUGGUCUGGAAACCAACCUUCCAUACAUACUAGCUUGUAUCCGUGAGAGUUUCCGCAUGUCGCCGACUGCCGCGCUAUUGUUGCCACAUGAGGUGAUCAAUCCGGCCGGAACAAUGAUUGGAGAUUAUCACGUUCCCCUUGGGGCAAAUUGCUCUAUUCUCAGUACCUGUCUUCAUCACAAUCCCGAUGUCUGGGGUUCUGAUCACAAUCAAUUUGACCCUGACCGCUUCCUGCCUGGGUCUGCUCGUUACAGUUCUUCAAAUCCGAACAUGCUGUUCCACUUUGGACAAGGCAAUCGGCAAUGUGCUGGUCGUAACAUUGCAUUAAUGUCCAUCUGGAAGGUUGUGGUAACCGUCAUGAAGAACUACGAUAUCGAACUCGUCAAUCCCAAUGAGGAAUUUGUAAUGCUGGAAUAUGGUGUAGGAGACAAAAAAGGCCCUAUGAACGUUCGUGUCAAACGCCGUAUUGUUUCGUGA